Bipolaris zeicola 26-R-13 is the source of this 1056-nucleotide messenger RNA. RefSeq lists its product as uncharacterized. Bases 1 to 1056 code for a protein of 351 amino acids. Lineage: Eukaryota; Fungi; Ascomycota; Dothideomycetes; Pleosporales; Pleosporaceae. The record is from RefSeq and is a predicted model, not a curated record. Gene Ontology annotation, molecular function: carbon-sulfur lyase activity. The transcript has 2 exons.
AUGAAGUUCAACCUAGCAGCAAGCGUAAAGCACGUCACACGAGUCCUCAACCCCGAUCUCGAAAUCCCAGACAGCAGCGGUGGUAAAAGUAGCACUGCUCCUCCGCCUGGUGCUACUCGAACCCCAUCUUCUUCAUCCUCCUCCUCGCCACCUCCGUCCUCCGUUUCGUCAUCUCCACCAGCAGCAGUAGCACCACCACCACCACCAUCCGUCCCAUCAUCCCACAAUGGAACCAAACACUCCUCAAAGCGCUCCUCCCUCUCCGUCCGCAGAUUAAGCAGAAAAUCCGCUCCAGUCUGCACACCACAAGCGCCUCCACCAAAACCACCACUAUCAACAUCAACUCUCGAAGCCAAAACCACCCUCCCCGCCGCCUUCAAAAGAGACUAUUCUGCAACAGCAACUCAAGAUCCAACACUGCGAUCCUACCCACCUCCUAUAUCCUCCACACGCCGCUCCCGCGCCAGCACUAUAACCGCUACAUCGGGACGAAGUACGUACCGCAGUAAACUGGAUCCCGCCGCCACCGCCGAAACAACGACUGCUAUAUCGUAUCUCGGGCUCCAGAGCCUCACAUCUCCCUCGCACACCUCAAGCGUACCUCCAGCAGCGCCAGCGCAACAAGGAACAGCAACAUGUCUCUGCGGCGCAGUGCACCUCGCUUUUCCCAUCACUACACCCGGUCUCGUAGCAUCCUUUGUAUGUUACUGCCUUGACUGCCGAAAAGGAGGGGCUGAGGCUAGUAUUGUUGUUAAAGAUGACCACCUCAAAUACCUCCGCGGCUCCUCAAACCUCGCCUCCUUCUCUCAACCCGCGUCUACGCCCUCCAGCCACACCUCCACCACCUUCUUCUGCCACACCUGCGGCUCAAACAUGUACAGAGUCGGCGCUGCGUUCCCCGGCUGCACAAUCAUUCGCAUGGGUACCGUGGAUGAUGCGCGGCUCAUCGAGGGUAGGUUGAGGCCCACGCGCGAGUUGUGUGUCAAGGAGAAGGCGAGUUGGGCGGGUGGGGUUAAAGGGGAGGAGGUGAAGAGGAGGGUGGGACUGUUUUCGUAA